Messenger RNA from Gymnogyps californianus (California condor), 5202 nucleotides. It is a transcript of the gene MAPK1, whose product is annotated as mitogen-activated protein kinase 1. Lineage: Eukaryota; Metazoa; Chordata; Aves; Accipitriformes; Cathartidae. The transcript is spliced from 9 exons. Gene Ontology annotation, cellular component: cytoplasm; nucleus. Bases 138 to 1244 code for a protein of 368 amino acids. Gene Ontology annotation, molecular function: MAP kinase activity; ATP binding. Gene Ontology annotation, biological process: intracellular signal transduction; protein phosphorylation. The record is from RefSeq and is a predicted model, not a curated record.
CCGGUGCUCCGGAGCGCGGCGGAGCGGGCGACGCCUCUUUUCCUCCCUCCCGCAUCCUUCUUCUCGUUCCCCUCCUUCCUCCUCCCCCCGCCUCCGCCCCCCCGCACGCAGUCACCGCGGUUCCCGGCACGGACAACAUGGCGGCGGUGUCGGGGGCCGGGGCUGCGGGCGGCUCUGCCAACGCCGGGGGCCCGGAGAUGGUGCGGGGCCAAGUGUUCGACGUGGGGCCCCGCUACACCAACCUCUCCUACAUCGGCGAGGGGGCCUACGGCAUGGUGUGUUCUGCCUAUGAUAACGUCAACAAAGUUCGAGUUGCUAUAAAGAAAAUCAGUCCUUUUGAGCAUCAGACGUACUGCCAGAGAACUCUGAGAGAGAUUAAGAUCCUACUGCGCUUCAGGCAUGAGAAUAUUAUUGGAAUAAAUGAUAUUAUCAGAGCUCCGACUAUUGAACAAAUGAAAGAUGUAUACAUUGUGCAAGAUCUUAUGGAGACAGAUCUUUACAAGCUCUUAAAGACUCAACACCUCAGCAACGACCACAUUUGUUAUUUCCUUUACCAGAUUCUGAGAGGGUUAAAAUAUAUCCAUUCAGCCAAUGUGCUUCAUCGUGACCUCAAACCUUCAAAUUUGCUGCUUAACACCACUUGUGAUCUCAAGAUUUGUGACUUUGGACUGGCUCGUGUUGCAGAUCCAGAUCAUGAUCACACAGGAUUCUUGACAGAAUACGUGGCCACGCGUUGGUACAGGGCUCCGGAAAUCAUGCUGAAUUCUAAGGGUUACACCAAGUCUAUUGACAUCUGGUCAGUAGGCUGUAUUCUGGCAGAGAUGCUCUCCAACAGACCUAUCUUUCCAGGAAAACACUACCUUGACCAACUUAACCAUAUCCUUGGUAUACUUGGAUCCCCUUCCCAAGAAGAUUUGAAUUGUAUAAUAAAUUUAAAGGCCAGAAACUACUUGCUUUCCCUACCGCACAAAAAUAAGGUACCAUGGAACAGGCUGUUUCCCAAUGCUGACCCCAAAGCACUUGAUUUGUUGGAUAAAAUGUUGACCUUUAAUCCUCAUAAGCGGAUUGAAGUGGAGCAAGCUUUAGCCCAUCCAUAUCUGGAGCAGUAUUAUGAUCCAAGUGAUGAGCCUGUAGCUGAAGCACCCUUCAAGUUUGAUAUGGAGUUGGAUGACUUGCCGAAGGAAAAGCUGAAAGAACUGAUUUUUGAGGAAACCGCUAGAUUCCAGCCAGGAUAUCGAUCUUAAAUUGUGCAUAGGACAAGGACUUAAAGGACUGGGCAUGCUCAAACGUUGCUGUUCCUCUUCCCAGUUCUUUAUUGUUGGUCAUGUCUUGUGGCCUCUCUCAGCUUAUCCACUAACUCCUUUGAGCCAUUCAGGAGGGCAGUUCCUGGUAGUUUUGGCUUUUCAUGCUUUCAAUGAAUCUUUUAAGCCUGAAGAAUUGUAAUUGACACUCCUAUGCGUAAUGCCCAUUGUUGACCUGUUGCAGUACUGUACUGUAAGUGCACCUACUGCUGGCCGUAUUUUAACUGCUUGCUUUCUGGUUUGAAAGAUGCAGUGGUUCCUUUCACUCCUGGAUCAAUAUCCAAGAAGAUAAUUCAUUAGCCUGUAAGAAGUUUACGCCAUGAACUAUGUUUUUCUGACUUUACUGAAGUCGCUGGCAUUUUUUUUAGAAAAGCUACUAUUCAGGGCACUUUAAGUCAGUGACAUCCCAGAUUUUUUUUGCACUUCCUUUUUAAAUAGAAAUGGUUAGCAUCCAAUGGAGUUUAUACCAUUAUGCUAUGGAUUACAGCAUAAGUUGUGUUCACAUUAAUCUUGCUUAUGCACUUGUUUGGGUGUCCUGUGCUGUACAUACAGGUAUUCUAUACAGCGUAAGAGCCACAUAGGAACCCAACUUAAUUGAAUUCAUCUAAGAAACAUUUUUUCCAUGUAUUGACAAAAUUUGUACCUUUUUCUCCCUGCCUUUUCUAAAAGAGAUCAUUUAAAGUUUAACCAUGUCGGAGGCAUAGUACUUCCAAAGUUCAUACCAUGUAGUAGUGUUUAUAAGGCUUGUGCAAAGAGAACGAGUGGCAGCUCGCCAACUUACAUUUACUCACCAUGUGGUGGAAGAUUAACAAAGAACAUAAUGGCAUGAUGACCUAAUGGUGAAUGCUUUUCUCUGUGGAAGGCAUCCAUACGUGGUGGCAAGCGAGAAACCAAAAUAUGAUGUUAAUAAACUCAGUCUGCAUCCUGCAUACCAAUGAAAUGCUUCAAAUGAGGAUUGAUAGUUUUUACCUUUGAAUCUGAUCACUGACAUUCAGAAUUCUUGCAGAGAGGAACACUGCAUCUUUAAAUGAGAAAGUUUGAUUUUACUUUUGCUCCUACAGCAUGUCAGCAUCUCAAGUUCAUUUCUUGCAACCUACACUAUGGUGAUUUGUAAUCAAGCCUCCAUGAGCUCGUGACAUGAAGUACUGUUCUGUUGUCAAGUACUAUCAAACUUUUCUGAUAAUGCUGAGUUAGGACAACCAAACAAAGCUAGCACUAAAUAAUGUUUAAAAUUGUAUACCUUUUAAUGAUCUUUUCAAGUAUUUGUUACUGAAAUUGUAUAAUGUGGAGUUUACUAGGUGUUAUGUUCCAGUGCAGUGCCUCCUUUUCUUUCCCCACUGCUCUCUGUGGUGAGAAAUUUGCCUUGUUUAAAAUAAUUACUGUGCCCUCGCAUGACUGUUAAAGCUUUCUGUGCAAAGAUGAUUGUCUAAGUGCCACAUGCCUAUGAUUGAGAAAAAAAAUAAUCUAUUGUUACCUCUGAGUUGUGUUCAACUGAAAUGCUAUUCAACAAAUAACUUAGGAAAAAUAGUUCUAUUUUUAGCUUUUCAUAUCUCUGCUGUCUUUUUCUCAUUUUAUUUUGGCAGCAGUGAAGAAUGGAUUGUAUAAAGACUGCUUGCUAAUAUGAACAAAAUGCACUUGUAAUUCCUGGAAAUAAAUUUAAAUCUUAUAUCUUCACAUUAACAUUAAGAAUUAGUUUUUGGUUUCCUCUUGGGUAAUGUGUUUGAAUGGAAAUCAGGUUCAAUUGCUACUGUAGUAUAUAAGGAUGCUUGCUGGUUAAUAACUCCAGGCUUCCUCGUACCAUUUAGUCUGCUCUUCAAAGAAAUCUAGAAAGCCAUUAACUUAGACUUCAAUAGAUAAGGGUGCUUACAAGAUUCCAUUUCAAAAUUUUCUCUCUCCUAUAGUUUAAGUGUUAGUCUGCCAAAACUAAUUUUUAAUAAGCAAGGGUUCAUCACUAAAGGGCAUUUUCUUUUAGGAAGUUCCUGUGGUACAUAAAUCUCUGUUGCGGGGAACGUAUUAGGAGCAUUGUCAGGACACUGCAUAAGUGAUCAUUGAAUUGUGGUAUGGAACCUAUGCUAAAAACAUUUCUAUAGAAAUAUGCACUUGACUGUUGAUACUAGUGUAGAAAUUUCUCUUGACGUUUCUACACAUCUUUACCAAAAUGCUUUUCUCACUCAGUUUUGAAAAGUUGAAAUACUUCUAGAAUCUCUGCUACUUGUACGAUCAUCCUUACUACAGGAAUCAUUUUUGGCAUGGUUGGAAAGAUGACUGUUACUGAAAUUAGUUUGAAACACCUCAGUUUUAAUUUAUUAAGGAAGAACUUUGGCAGCUUACUUCAUCCUUCUCUUCCCAAUUCUUUUUUUAAUACUUUCUUUAAUUUUGGGGUUUUGGGGAGGUGUAGACUUACCCUUGCAUUCUGUCUCUCCGAGCGAGAAGCCGAGGGUUUGCUUUACCUAACAUCUGGUGCUUUCGGGCUUUCUUCCUUCGCUGUUCUUGCUGAAUCCAAUUGGCAUCCAUCAGUAUCGGUAACCACAUUUAUCAAUCUUUUACUGAAUUCGGUAAACAUUGUUGGGUUGAAUUUGUUGAUGCGUCAAAUGCAGAAGCAUGAUUUUUUUUUGUCAGAUUUUGAAAAUAGUUUAAAAGAAGGUGCCUAUAACAACACUGUGUUAGGUCAGUUAUUUCAUCAUUUUACAUUGAUUUUUUUUUUCUUUAUGUAGUUUUUAUAUUUUAGAGCGGAGAACAGCAACUCUUAAUUGAAGUAACAUGCAUAUUUCAUGGUAAAGAUGUUUUGGGAAUAAGGAAUGUAAACAGUUCACUGUCAAAAACAUUCCAACCUUACAGCUGAAGAAAAAUAUGCAAACAUAAAAUUCUCCUGGAUGCUUUGGCAAAUAAGCAUCUUACUCUGCUGUCCUGACUGUCGCCAGACUCUUCCUCAUCAAUAUCACACGUUAUAUCAAAUCUGAAGUGUACGACACACUACAUGGGCUGAGCGGUGUGGUGCACUAUGAGCUUUCAGGAGUAGCAGUGAUGACGUAACUCAGCAGUGGCCAAACGAAACCCAAGGAGUUGAGCAUGGUUUUCCUUACAGAAAGAGAAAAAGAAAAACCUGUUGUUGCUGCCCACUGUAAUAUGCUACGAUAUAUUUAUACCAUGUCGAAGUUGUUUGCUGAGCAACUGUACUAUAGAUUUAAACUUUAUUAAUAUAUAUUUGCUUAUGUUAGUGUAGUUUAUAUAGUCCUUGGUUAUUGAUAAAUUUAUUGUGUUGUUACAGCACAGUGAUAUGGUAUAAAUAUAGGUCUAUACAUACACACCAUAUACUCAUGAAUUUGGUCCCUUGCAUAGUACUUUUAUAUUUGUACAGCAAUGUCUUCAAGCAAUCCCAGAUUUUAGGGGAAAUAUUUUUGUAAAUGCAGUGGUUUAAACAAAAAAGUCCAAACAAUCCUUUUACUAAGUUUUAAAUACAUUUGUGGUUCAAAAUGGUUUAGUUAACAAUUGAAAUCAAGACACUAAAUUAGUGAAAAGUGCACAUUAGUAAAGUGAAGCUUACAGUGGUUUUUGUAGCAUGUGCUGUGAUCAAACUAAGUGAAACAUUGGAGGAAAUGUAAAAGUUGGACUACCUUUGUAAAUCUAGAACAAAUUUCUAAAGGUUGCAGCUGGUUUACUUACUAUUGUUGCCUUUUCUUGUGUUGUAUCAGUGUAGAGCACUCUUAAAAUACUCAAACUGCUUUGUCUUUGCUUUGUACUGUUGGUGCCUUCUUAGUCAUGUACCCCACAAGUCCUGCAUAGCUAAUUUAGUUAAUGGUAAGUUUAAAAUAAAAAAGCAAAGGAAGAUUUUAUAAAAAAAAAAAAAAAUCAUUUUCUGUAUGUUCUUAUUCAUUGUAACAAUUAAACGUUUAUAUUGUGA